CCCGGGCCCCUGAACAUGGCGAGUGGGACGGUCGGGGCGGCCGGGGAAGGUGCCUGCCCGGCGCUGGACGCGAGAGACGAGGCGGCGACGACCCACCCCGCCGCCAGCCAGGGGGCCAACGCGACCAAGCUGGCUGUUGCUCUUCCAGCUGAGGAGGACCAGGAGCUGCUGCCCGAGGGCUCCCCCGGCCCUCCCCCUGCUCAGCCGCCACACCAUCUGAUGCUCCUGCUGAGGAGAUCCCCCAGCACCUCCCUCUGCCUGGUCCAAGAGGAAGAAGCGGCUGCCCUGCCCCCGGGCAGUGCCGUGGGGCGAGGUGGGCCCAUUCCUGCCGGGCGAGGUGGCCCUUCCACGCCUUCGGGACGGGCAGCCCCCCCUGCACCGACAGUCGGGGUCGCCGGGACCUCGUUGGGAGAUGAUGUGAGGAAAUGCGGCUACCUGAGGAAGCAGAAGCACGGCCACAAGCGCUACUUUGUGCUGCGGGCGGAAAGUGACCUGGCCCCGGCCAGGUUGGAGUACUACGACAGCGAGAAGAAAUUCAAGAGCAGCCUGAGGGCGGCGGUGGGGAAUGUGGCCCUCUGCUGCCCCCCUCCCAAGCGGGUGAUCCCUCUCUACCAGUGCUUCACCGUCAGCCGGAGGGCGGAUGCCAAGCACAAACACAUCAUCGCCCUGUAUACAAAGGAUGAGUAUUUUGCCAUGGUGGCUGAGAAUGAGGCUGAACAGGAGGGCUGGUAUCAGGCAAUCAGUGAGCUUAUGAGUCAGAGCAAGAGGGGGUUCUUGGAGCAGGAAGACCAGGCUGAUCAGCUGCUAGAUGAUGAUGAUGAGCAUUAUGGAACUGCUCUUAGACCAGGCACUGUCUUCAAGGAAGUCUGGCAAGUCAAUGUGAAGCCCAAGGGGUUAGGGCAGACAAAGAACUUGACUGGGGUGUACAGAUUGUGCCUCUCUAGUAAGUCCAUCCACCUUGUCAAACUGAAUUCUGAGGUACCUUCUGUCCACUUACAGCUGAUGAAUAUCCGUCGGUGUGGGCAUUCAGAAAAUUUCUUUUUCAUUGAGGUGGGCAGAUCUGCAUCCAUUGGGCCAGGUGAGCUGUGGAUGCAAGUGGAUGAUUCAGUGGUUGCUCAGAACAUGCACGAAACCUUUUUAGAAACCAUGAAAGCUCUGAAAGCCUUUUCUGAGUUCAGACCUCGCAGCAAGAGCCAGUCAUCUGGUGGUGGUAGCAGCACCAACCCCAUUUCAUUCAUUACUGCCAGGAGGCACCUUGGCAAUCUGCCACCCAGCCAGACGGGCUUACAGAGAAGAUCCAGAACUGAAAGUGUUACUGGUGGGACUCCUCCCACCACCAAGAGCAGUAAUUCUUACCGAUUCAGAACUUCUAGUGAAGGAGAGGGUACGAUGACCAGACCAUUUAGGUCAGUGACCGGGAGUCUCAUUCAUUUGAAUACAGCACGGAUGAAUUUAGGACGACAAGAAGGGAGUGGACGAUAUGUUAGGGCAGCAUUUACCUCUUCUUAUCAUGCCAGGUCUGCCUCUCUGCCAGUAUCUCAUUUUCCUUCCACUACCAGCCCCAUCAGCGUUUCUUCAACUAGUGGCCAUGGGUCUACUUCAGAUACUCUUGUAAGGCCUUCCAGUUCAUCUGUCUGUGGUUCCCCAAGUGAUGGUGGCUUUAUCUCUUCAGAUGAAUAUGGUUCCAGCCCUGGAGACUUCCGAUACUUUCGUGUGAGAAGUAAUACUCCAGAUUCUUUGGGUAAUACGCCACCCAUUAGAGAGGAGAACUGUUUAAAUGAGUACAUGUCCAUGAGCAAACAGCAAUUGGAUAAUAGCUCAAGAGAUGACUUACGGGAAGCUGAAAAAUGCAUUAGAAAAAGAACUUACUCUUUAACAAAACCUGCGUCUACACCAGCACAACAGAAAACAACCCAAACUGCAACUUCCUUAGAUGAGGAUUCUGUUGGAAGCCAUGGACAUUUGCCUUGUUCUGAAUCGCCAAAACUCAAAGACAGUCCUGAUCCAGAGUAUGGAGAGGCUCCCCUUGAUUCUGUAUAUAAUUACAACAGGAAUAAAGCCAGAGAUGAUGGAUACAUGCCAAUGAUGCCGGGAGUUGCAUCUUCUCUUGCAAGCAACAAUGAUUAUCUGCCAAUGACUCCUAAAACCACAUCUGUACCAAAACAGAUAAACAAUUCUUGGUCAUCAUCUCAGGCUGACUCCAGGGGGUACAUGAUGAUGUUUCCCAGGGCUGUCUCUUCACCGGUACGAAGUCCUUUAACUGGAUUUAAUUCUAAAAGCGGUACUGACAAGCUGGCAAAUAAUGAGUAUAUGGAUAUGUCACCUGGAAAUUCAGCUGCUCCAAAGCCUCCAAAUGAUUCAAAUUAUAUGCAUACCAGUGCUAGUUCAAAAGGUUUUGGCUCCUAUUUUUCUCUCCCACGAAGCUUUAAGACUUUAUCAGGACAAAAUGGUGAACAUAAUGAAUAUGUUCCAAUGUCAUCACCAGGGAAACUACUGUAUGGUGGCUCUGAAAAUGGUAAAAAUGCCAGUAGUGAAGUUCUGACUAAUGGUCUUUCCAAGUCAUCUAUCUUGAAAGCUUCAGAUGAAGGCCUUGCACAGAACAGGGUUACCAGGCCUACAAGACUUCCACUAGGUACUAGAGGUAGUAACACCAUACCAAGAAUGUAUGAUCGUACAAUUCCACUUGAGCCAUCAAGUCCUGGUGAAUAUAUAAAUAUAGACUUUGGUGAAAAGGCAAGUAAUACACCAUACUCUUUAUCUGCAGAAGGAUCUCCAUCAUCUCUUGGCUCCAGUAGUGACCACAGGCAGUCUCCGCUCUCUGACUACAUGAGUGUUGAUCUGGAUGUUCAGUCACCAAAAGCAACAAAAGAUCUGGCUAGUUCCUUAACAGAUAUUUCAGUUUAUCCAAGCUCUAGUAUCCCUAGAAACCAGCCUGAUGCUGAUUAUGCUAGGCUCUCAUUUGGUACUGCUUGUGUUAGUGCAGCAAGUGGUAGGAUUGAUGACUACACCGAGAUGACCUUCAACAUGGCAGCAACACCACCUGGACCGUUUGCCUCAGAAAGCAAAAAUGGCUUGAAGAUGGAUAGUCCUCCUUCCAUAGUGAAUCGAUUGUGUAUUGUUGACCAAUAUGCUGGUAACACUGACUUCCCUGUUCCAAGCCCUGAACCUCCAGUAGUCCCUAAAGUCAUUCGGGCUGACCCACAAGGAAGGAGGCGGCAUAGCUCUGAAACAUUCUCUUCUGCUGCCCCUGUUACCACUUCCUCCUCUUUCUUCACUGACAGUAGCAAAAGGCACAGUUCUGCCUCUUUUGACAAUGUAUGGUUGAAACCUGAAGAACACAUUUCAGAUGGCCAUGAAAGCAAGAUGUCCAGAGAUACUUCAACUGGAUUUCAGAACGGCUUAAACUAUAUAGCUCUGAAUUUACGAGAGAAUUCUCUAAACUGUGAGGAGAGCCCCAGCACACCCAAUUGCCACCUCUCAAACGGUACUUUGAAUCUGGAAAGUGGAGUAUAUGUAAGCAUAGACUUCAGCAGAUCUGAUGGACUGAAGUGCAACGCUGCAAGAAAAGACUGAUGGCAUUACCAUGGAAACUACGGAAACCAUUGUGAGAAGAGCAGGCUUUGCAGCUGGUGUGUCUCCAUAACUGUGUGGUGCUUUUGGGAGCAGAGCCCAUCUUCAGCCAUCUCCCUUCCCUUCCACCCGCACGGACCUGGAAUGGUUGUCUCCAUCGAGUGGCUGUCGAGUCUGCCAUUGUGCCCAUCUGAACGAACACUUUUAUCAUCGAUGAGCCUUGACAGAGGGUUUCUUCACCCCCUCAAACAUAUCUGUCUGGGUGACAAUGCAAAUGCUGGAGUGGAGAUGCUGACAGUUUCUGCUCUUUCCCCAUCAAUUUCUGUUUUUGAGAAGUCAUGAAUUGAUGUCUGAAAAAAAAUCUACCUAAUAUGGGUUUUUGCUUUUUUUUUUUUUUCUUCUUCUAGUACUUGAAAUGAAAUGCUUACAUGUUAUAAAUGGUUUAGAAUCAUUGUUAUUUGAGGGCGGGGACAGUUCUGAAAUCCAUUGGGUGGGGAGGGGAAGGAUAGCUUAAGACUUGUGAACCAGUGAUCCUGAGCAUACUUAACUCGCGAGUCUCACGAGAAUCAAUUGAGGCUUGCACCAGUGUUCUGAACGGCAAGUUCCAAUGCAAACAGCCUUUCCCACCCCCCACCCCCAGACUGCGAGAGAAGCUUUCUGUCCUCUGCAUUUCUCUCUCCUGCUCCGUCCCCAGUGCAUGUUCUCUUUGGUGCCUGCCUCUUUGCCUUGCGCAUGGUGCAAGAGACGAUAACCCAUUUACGUUCUCCCUGGCCAGGCUUGGGGGAAGGAGGGAGAAGCCACUGCUGCAUCCCCUUCCACAGUUACAGCCGUCUUUUCAGGGAAGCAGUGUUGCCGGACGAUAAGCCAAUUUUUUUUUUACAAAUGUAGCAACAGCUGCUCAAAAACAAAAUUGGGGGUGGGGGGGAGAAAGACUGGCUUCUUGCAUACUCUCCCAGAGAAACCGUCAAUUUAGUAAGCAAAAGUUACAAAUCGUGCAUGAGCAUAGUAAUCCCUCUGAACGCAGUGGGGCUUGUUUGCAACUAAACGCACAGUGGCUUUGGCUGUAACCAGCCCCUCUGAAGCCCCUUUAACUCUGGCGCCUUUCUUUGAGGCCGUAAGACGUGCCCUGUUCGUGGUGAGGCUUCAAGCUACAGGCACAAGACAAUGUAAGAUUUGGGCUUCAGGGUAAAGGGAUGAUACUCACAUGACUCCUUUAAAAAAAAUCCUUUACGGUACAAAAAAAUUAUGGAGCCUAUACCUCUUUUCCUUAAAAAAAACCCCCUUAUCUGCUCAGAUCAAAGAUUUAUUACCGAGAAUAUCUGGAAUAAGUAGAACCGAAGAAUUGGUUAUAUCUGAUUAUAGUUAAGUUUCCUGUUACAUCUCCCUGUGUAGUUAUUUGUUAAUUAUAUGUUUUGGAUAAAAGGGGGGGGGUGAUUUUUUUUUUUAGGUUCAAAUGGAAAAUGCAGACUCUGUAUAUUCCCCCUGCAUUAUAAUGUUGAUGUGCUAGAGAGCUUUUGUAGAAAGAAUCCCUUUAAUCUCAAAAUUUAACAACGCUCCCUUUUAUUUGGAGCAACUGUUUCAUUUUUUAUUCAAAAUUUGGGGGGGGGGGACCAUAACUAAACCUGUCCUAUAUUUAUGCCUAAUGAAGGUGGGAGGAUACAUUCUUUCUAAUGGGUGUUUAAAAUCGGAAACUGAAAAUUGUAGUCAGACUCCAGGAGAGCUGCACCUUGUGGGCUGAUGUCACUAAAAAGCAAGACACUAGUUGGUACGAAUAGUAUAUCUACUAAUAAUUUAGAUAACGGAAGUUGAAAACUGUACGCAAAUCCUCAGGCACCACACAGCUGGUAUUCCUCUGCAUUGUAUAUUGUACAGGUAUGGAGCCAGGGUUGUCUCACCUUCGAACAUCUGACCUUUUUAAAGGUACUAGACAGGUUUGUAUAACAGAUUAGACCCUGCUGUCAGUUUUAAUGUUCAUUACUGUGUACUGGAAUCUUAUCUUUUUUUUUUGUUAAGUCUUAACGUUCAUGUCACACAACUUUAUUGGUAACAUUUGGCAAACGUAGUUGGUAUCCAUGAGGUUACGGCAGGGCCCGGUAAUCCGAAGGAAGAGGCUGCUGCAGAGUUUAAAAGCACAGAUGAGUAGUUCCUGAAUCUAGAAGAGCAAGGUUUUCAAGAAUACAGUUAACUAGUUGCUGCUAAACAGAUUUUAACUUUUAAAAAAAAAAGACGAGAGACCACUUUUCCAGACCACAAAACUGUCUUGCCAUAUACGUUUUGUUCAGACUCUGUAAAUUAAUAAUGCAAUAGGUACUGCCUUUAAAAAUAAAAAAGCUUUACAUAUUUUUUAUUUGAAAAAUGAAAUUUAGGUGAUAGUUCAAAAAGAUAAAUUUGAAGGGGGGGGAGGUUAGUAAAUGUUACAUUCUUUAUAUAUUAGGUCCUGAAGCUGAGGGAGGUGCAAGAUACAGCACUGAUUUUUGCAAAUGCCGAAUAAAAUAAGCAAAUGGGUAACCUCAACUCUUCUGGUACAAAUACUAACAGGCACAGCAUAAGAAAUAUGCAAUUUCUUUGUCUUAGUUUACAGCAACUAACUUAUUCAGUAUUGUGCUGGAAGGCCAUUUUUCCAACUGUGUAAAACAUAUCACUCUUGUGGGCAAACUUCCAGCACCCAUUGAUGCUGCUGUAUAGUACAGAAAAAAACAAACAAACAAGGAUGGAACAAUGUUUGUCCUGUAAAUUUAAUUUGAUAUUUGGACAGUUAUCGUCUGUACAAACUAAAACAUAUAUGGUUGAAACUGUUCAUUAUAUUUGCUAUUUCUGCUUCACUGAUCUGUUUAAAAGUUUUCGAGCUGAUUGAUCCGGCUGUGUCUUCCAUUGUAAAUAUUGUUACAUUGUUUUUUCAUGGUAAAACGCAGCACAUUUGCGAUUUGGGGAGACUGGCUUGGAGCUCUGUAUAGUGUUUAUAUUUAUCUCGAUUGGCUUUCCAUAGAGCUACUUGCAGUAAAUGUGUUCAUGAUA
This is a messenger RNA of Heteronotia binoei (common prickly gecko), 6585 nucleotides long. It is a transcript of the gene IRS4, whose product is annotated as insulin receptor substrate 4. Gene Ontology annotation, cellular component: plasma membrane; cytosol. NCBI's taxonomy places the organism in Eukaryota, Metazoa, Chordata, Lepidosauria, Squamata, Gekkonidae. The record is from RefSeq and is a predicted model, not a curated record. Gene Ontology annotation, biological process: insulin receptor signaling pathway. The transcript is spliced from 2 exons. Gene Ontology annotation, molecular function: phosphatidylinositol 3-kinase binding; insulin receptor binding. The coding region runs from base 16 to 3573 and encodes 1185 amino acids.